Molecule: messenger RNA, 1246 nt
Organism: Desarmillaria tabescens
Lineage: Eukaryota; Fungi; Basidiomycota; Agaricomycetes; Agaricales; Physalacriaceae
Exons: 12
Coding region: 144-1139 (331 amino acids)
Source: RefSeq, a predicted model, not a curated record
AGCUGUACGCCGGUACCUUUUCUUUGUCUCAGAGACAAUAUCGACGUUUCUGGUACAGCGUUCCCCUACUUAACCUGAGCGCAGUGACGGAUGAAAUUUAUCUUUCUCAGUCCCAUCCAAAUCCACACACAUUCACAUUCAAGAUGGUUUCUCGAGUCGCUUUUCUCUCCUCAUUCGCCGGCGUUGCUUACGCUCAAUACACUGCGACCUACCUUCCCAGCAACGCACCAGCAACUUCCGAACAGGGCCAGGCCGGUACGAACAAGUGCGGAACCACAAACGACCAAAAGUCAAACUGUCAAAAUGCCUACCUCAAUGGUAUCGAUGACUUCUGCCUCUGGAGUCCUCCCGAUGCCGGUCCAAACUCCGGAAUUGGAGAGACCGAGCGUAUUGAAGUCUCAUGGUGUCUCAAGGAUGGCUAUGGUACUCGCACCAUCCCCGCUGGAACUAUCACCGGCGCCCAUUUCGUUAAGACGCCAGAUUUCGUCCAAAUUACAGGUGUUGGUGAUUUCACAAAGAUGAACAUCCCAGCCGGCGAUACCGGAGGAGAGUUGGAUCCCCAUGGAGCAGAUGGAAAUGGUAAUCCUAUUGGUGGACUAGUCUUUUCGUCAGCGUUCGGAGAGCUUCAGCAGAUACACGAGUGGACGAGCUUCAUGGCCGUCGACCAAUUCUGCUUCCGGGCAUGUAACCCUGCUGGUAACAAUGCUCCGGGGUGGUGUCAACACAUCUACGACGUGAUGGGUUGUGCAUGGAACAUGCCCGCUAACUACAACGCCGGAGUAUUUGAGUCGUGCCAGGGUGAUAGUGGUCUCCCCAUGGGUGUGUACGACGGGUCGACGUUCCAGCAGGGUCAGGGCGCAACGCCUCCUCCCCACCCGAUUCCUUCAUCAUCCCAGUGUACCACUGUUACCGCUCUCGGCGCUGCUGCCACUUCGUCAUCUAAGAGUGCCCCCGUCAUCACCCAAACGGCAUCCGCUGCGGACAGCGCCACAACGGCAAAGGCACAAGUUUCAGCUACUUCGACGCAGUCCUCUGCAGCGUUCUCCUUGGUUAGGUCCAUGGAUGGAUGGGAUAGAUACGUGUAUUCGAUGGGCACUGCUGUGCUCUUCUCUUUGGUCGGGGCUGUUAUAGUACUUUGAUACCGUUCGCUGUUUGCGCUUUAAUGGGACUAUAUAGUAGUAUUAUUUCUUUCGCAACAUGUAUACACGUGGGUUGUUCAAAAAUUUGAUUGAGUUUUUUGUCAUCU